Molecule: messenger RNA, 1315 nt
Organism: Phacochoerus africanus (Common warthog)
Lineage: Eukaryota; Metazoa; Chordata; Mammalia; Artiodactyla; Suidae
Product: PC-esterase domain-containing protein 1B-like
Exons: 1
Coding region: 83-1315 (410 amino acids)
Source: RefSeq, a predicted model, not a curated record
CGCUUCUGCCUUUCCCCUGCGUUCUCCUCCCACCUUCCCCAGGAAAGGCAGGAGCGAGGCAUCCGGCCUGCCCACUGCCACCAUGGCCCACCUGCGGUCUUGCGAGGUCCGGCAGCUGCUGCACAACAAGUUCGUGGUCAUCAUGGGGGACUCCGUGCAGAGGGCCGUGUACAAGGACCUAGUGCUCCUGCUGCAGAAGGACUGCCUGCUCUCUUCCAGUCAGCUGAAGGCCAAGGGCGAGCUGAGCUUCGAACAGGAUGUGCUGCUGGAGGGUGGUAGGUGGGAACGUAUGCACAAUGGCACCCACUACCGUGAGGUGCGCCAGUUCCGCUCUGGCCACCACCUGGUGCGCUUCUACUUCCUCACGCGUGCGUACUCCCCGUAUGUGGAGGAAGUCCUGGAACACCUGCUGCGGGGCGAGCACGUCCCGGAUUUGGUGGUCAUGAACUCCUGCCUCUGGGACCUCUCCAGGUACGGCCAGAACUUCCCCAAGAGCUACCAGGAGGACUUGGAGAGCCUGUUCCGGCGCCUGAACCAGGUGCUGCCGGAGACCUGCCUUCUGGUGUGGAACACCGCCAUGCCAGUGGCUGAGGUCGUCUCGGGGGGCUUCCUCCCUCCUGAGAACCAGUCCGGAUGCGCGCGCCUGCGGGGAGACGUGAUGGAGGCAAACUUCUACAGCUCAGCUGAGGCUAGCAGGCACGGCUUCGAUGUGCUGGACCUUCAUUUUCACUUCCGGCACGCGGGGCAGCACCGGCAGCGAGACGGCGUGCACUGGGACGGGCGCGCGCACCGCCACCUCACCCAGCUGCUGCUGGCUCAUGUGGCUGACGCCUGGGGCGUGGACCUCCCCUGCCACUACCCAGUAGGCAGGUGGAUCAGGGAUGGCCCCACCAGGGGAUGUCCAGGUCACGUGGGCCAGAGGCGAUCUCAGAACAGCAGAGGUGACCCGGGGGAAGAGUCCAGGCACCCACCCACGCCCUCGUACCUCCGCGCUCGAUGGCAACCUUCUGUGACCUUUCCUCAGGUUCGACCUCCAUCCCAGCACUACCGCCAAGGCGCUUAUGUGCCCUCGCAUCCGUCUUCACACCGCAGGCAAGUCUCCAGUGAUUCUUCAGCGCGCCAGGUGGAAUAUACUGGUGAAGCAAACUUGAGUGACUGGGAGACACACCUGGGCCCCAUUCGCAGAACCUCUACCCAACAUCGGAGCAGAGUGUCUCCUCCCUACCCUCCCUGGCGCCCCAGCGGGCCACGCAGACGCCAGAGAAGACGCACAAACAGAGGGACCCGACCACACCCAGAAGCACAGCCUCAGUAG